AUGGCCGACAAGACGCUUCGCCUGCUUGCGCUCGACGGUGGUGGAGUCCACGGCUUGUCUGCGCUGAUGAUCCUUCAGCAGCUAAUGGAGACAGUUAACCCAGACUCUCCACCAAUGCCUUGCGACUUCUUCGACAUGAUUGGCGGCACUAGCACCGGCGGGCUUAUUGCGAUUAUGCUCGGCCGGCUGAGGAUGAGCAUCGACGAGAGCAUCAACGCCUACUUAUCGCUGUCAGACCGGCUAUUCCAGCAGAAGAGACGCCACGUAACUGUUAAAGGUGAUAUACGGGGAAAGUUCGACUCAGAGGAGCUAGCGCUAGCUGUGAAGGAGAUCAUUAAACAGCAGGGAUUACAGGAGGAUACGCUUCUAAAAGAUGCACCGGAAGCAGCUUGCAAAGUAUUUGUGUGCGCGACGAGUAAGGCGACUAGUGAGACUGUGUGCCUCACGAGCUACAAAUCGCCGCGUAGUAGCAGUGACCUCAUAAAUAGUGUGACGAUAUGGGAAGCCUGCCGAGCCACGUCAGCGGCAUCUUCUUUUUUCGAUCCUAUCUCUAUCGGGCGGUAUAAAGAGGAGUUUUUAGACGGCGGCACAGGAGCGAACAACCCAGUGUGGGAGGUAUGGAACCAGGCCCAGCUAGUAUGGGGACCGCAGCCGCUCGAGAGUAGGAUCAAAUGCAUGGUCUCAAUUGGAACCGGUGUCCCUUCGCUGAAGCCAUUCCAAGAUGACGUCUUCCACAUUCACAAGACGCUCGUUGCCAUCGCAACUGAGACGGAGCAGACGGCAGAGCGAUUCCAGCGAGACAAGUCGCUCCUUGACGACAGCAGCCGGUACUACCGGUUUAAUGUGGCCCACGGGCUUGAGGACAUCGGGCUUGAGGAGUCAAAGAAGAAGAAAGAUAUUGCUGCGGCUACACGACGAUAUAUCGCGUCUCAGGAUGUAUUCAAGCAGAUGCAGGCAUGUGCUGACAACGUAGCAGGACGAGGAUAUUCUGGACAAUAUCGAACAGUCUUUAACCUUAGGGGGGUUCCGAAAGUUAGCAAGUUUGUGGACCGGCCAACCGAAAUGGCAGAGCUCGAACGAGUCCUUCUGCCCAAACGACAGAGCUGCCGCCAGAGGAUUUACGUGCUGCACGGCCUUGGCGGAAUAGGCAAAACGCAGCUAGCAGUCGAGUUCGCACGGCGACACCACUACAGGUUUGACUCAGUGUUUUGGCUGGAUGGGCGAACCGAGGACAGCCUUAAACGGAGCAUUGCAAGUUGUGCAAGCAAGAUUCCUCAAAAGCAGAUUCUAGAGAAGAGUAGGGCAUACUCCGCGGACGGUAGCAUUGAUAUUAAUGAAGUCGUAAAUGAUGUAAUGUAUUGGCUUGCGCAGCCGGACAACACUGCCUGGCUGCUCAUCUUCGAUAACGUUGACCGGGAAUACGAUCCGCGCAGUGCGGACCCCGAGGCAUACGAUGUCAAACACUACCUUCCAGGGGUCGACCAAGGGUCCGUCCUAAUCACAACCCGACUAGCUAGGCUGGAGCAACUAGGUGAUUCGCAGCAGCUAGGCAAGGUUGACAGAGGUCAAGCUGAGGCUAUCUUUAAGAGUUUGUAUAAAAGGAAGUACGACAAAGCCGAUGGUGAACUCUUGUUCAAGCUGCUGGAUGGUCUGCCGCUAGCAAUUGCACAGGCCGGUGCGUUUCUUCAGGAAAGCGGUGUUGGGCUUCGGAACUACUUUAAGUUUUAUGAGCAACAGUGGAGUGAGCUUAUGGAGUUACAAAACGAGGAUGGCGCGCUGCUUCAAGAUUACCCAGGUCGCAGUGUGUGGACAACGUGGGCCAUUUCUUACAAAGCUAUUUGCGACAAGCACAAGGCGACGGCUAAUCUACUCCUUCUAUGGUCUUUUCUCGACAACAGGGAUCUGUGGCAUGGUCUAUUCACAGCAGCAUGCCAAGCUUCUACAGUGGCGGCAAGAAACUUGUUAGAAUGGAUUGGAGACAUGGCAAUAGAUGAGCUCAAGUUUAGUAGGGCGAUGCAGCUUCUGCGUAACUACUCGCUGAUUGAAGAUGUUGAACAGCUGGCAAGCUACGCUACCCAUCCAGUUGUCCACCGAUGGGCAUACUAUUACAGGGGGAAGUAUUUUCAAUCGUGGCUGGCUCAGCUUGCAGUAGUUACAGUUGGAUGGGCUACACCGGACAGAUCAGCUCAGGACUCCUCGGUCAUACAACGUCGACUUCUCCCUCACGCCCAGGCGUGCUCUCAAUGGGUAUCAGUAGCCCAGAUAUGGCGAAGUCCUAGAAGUCAGAGCGGUUGUGGAGUAGGCAUUAGUAAGAGCGAAGAAGAAAACGUAAUACUAACUGCCAUUGACUUACUUGGUGUUCUCUGCGCGGACCAGGGCAAACUGACUGAGGCGGAGCGGAUGUAUAAGCGGGCGCUGCAAGGGAAAGAGGAGGUACUUGGUCCUAAGAACCUGUUAACACUCGAGACAGUUCAUAACCUGAGCAACCUCUAUGCAGAACAAGGCAAGCUGGCUGAGGCCGAAAAUAUGUAUAGGCGGGUGCUGCAAGGGAAAGAGGAGGCACUUGGUCCUAAGCACCCGUCAACAUUCGAUACAGUCGACAACCUGGGAAACCUCUAUGCCAACCAAGGCAAGCGGGCUGAGGCCGAACAGAUGUAUAAGCGGGCGCUGCAAGGGAAAGAGGAGGCACUUAGUCCCAGGCACCCGUCAAUACUUAACACGGUCAAUAACUUAGGUGUUCUCUACGCCGACCAAGGCAAGUUGGCCGAGGCUGAGCAGAUGCAUAAGCGGGCGCUAGAAGGGAGAAAGGAGGUACUCGGUCCUAAGCACCGGUCAACACUCGAGACGGUCCAUAACCUAGGCGUUCUCUACGCCAACCAAGGAAAAUUGGCUGAGGCCGAACAUAUGUAUCUGCAGGCACUGCAAGGGCAAGAAGAGGUAAUCGGUCUUAAGCACCCGUUAACACUUCACACCGUCAACAACCUGGGUAACCUCUACGAGUACCAAGGCAAGCUGGCAAAGGCGGAGGAGAUGUACGCGCAGGCUCUGGAAGGGAGAGAGGAGGCACUCGGUCCUAAGCACCCGUCAACAUUCGAUACAAUCGACAACCUGGGAAACCUCUAUGCCGACCAAGGAAAGCUGGCUGAGGCCGAACAGAUGUAUAAGCGGGCGCUGCAAGGGAAAGAAGCGACACUUAGCCCCAUCCACCCAUCAGUACUUAACACUGUCAACAACUUAGGUGUUCUCUACGCCGACCAAGGCAAGUUGGCCGAGGCUGAGCAGAUGCAUAAGCGGGCGCUGCAAGGGAGAAAGGAGUUACUCGGUCCUAAGCACCGGUCAACACUCAAGACGGUCCACAACCUGGGCGUUCUCUACGCCAACCAAGGAAAAUUGGCUGAGGCCGAACAGAUGUAUUUGCAGGCUUUGCAAGGGCAAGAAGAGGAAAUGGGUCUGAAGCAUCCGUUAACACUUCACACCGUCAACAACCUGGGAAACAUCUACGAGCACCAAGGCAAGCUGGCAAAGGCGGAGGAGAUGUACGCGCAGGCUCUGGAAGGGAGAGAGGAAGUACUUGGUCCUAAGCACCCUUUAACACUUGGCACCGUCAAAAGCCUAGGCAAUCUCUAUAAGAGCCAAGGCAAGCUAGCUAAGGCGGAGGAGAUGUACGCGCAGGUUCUGGAAGGGAGAGAGGAGGUACUUGGUCCUAAGCACCCGUUAAUACUUGGCACGGUCAACAGCCUAGGCAAUAUCGAUAAGAACCAAGGCAAGCUGGAUAAGGCGGAGGAGACGUACGCGCAGCUUUGGAAGGAAGAGAGGAGGUGGGUGCUACAAGGAAGAGAGGAGGCAGUUGGUUCUAAGCGCCCAUUGAAAUCUAGCAUAGUCAGCAACCUAGGCCUUCUUAACGCAGACAAAGGCGAGCUCACUGAGGCCAAGCAGCUGUAUAAAAGCGAGCGUCGCAAGAGAGAGAGGAGGCACCCGGUCCUAAGUGUGCAAGCGGGCGUUGUGAGGGACGAUACACUCAGUCUGAAAGAUUCGCCAAUUGCUCGACAUAACGGAGAAUAUGGGCAAUCUCCACAACAGACGAGGAGAAUUUUCGAAGGCUUAGUUCUUAGCUUUCAGCCCAUUCCUAGACCUUUCGGCGGUAUAGAUGACAGCGUAGAAUUGCCGGAAGAAGCAGAGGCACCUGAUCUAGCAGGUAUAAAAGAUAUCAAGAAGUCGAAAUCGGCAAUGGCCGUUUUAGAGGGUUUCUGCUAUUUCAGAGGUGGAACCUAG
This is a messenger RNA of Lindgomyces ingoldianus, 4272 nucleotides long. RefSeq lists its product as uncharacterized. Bases 1 to 4272 code for a protein of 1423 amino acids. The transcript is spliced from 10 exons. Gene Ontology annotation, molecular function: protein binding. Gene Ontology annotation, biological process: lipid metabolic process. NCBI's taxonomy places the organism in Eukaryota, Fungi, Ascomycota, Dothideomycetes, Pleosporales, Lindgomycetaceae. The record is from RefSeq and is a predicted model, not a curated record. Gene Ontology annotation, cellular component: kinesin complex.